GCGCCUCCCGGGGGUGCAGCCGGGCUCCUGGGCUCUUUUCAUAGACGCACCAGCAAUUGGAUACAGAAAGGGCAGGCCUGCUGCUCCCUCCUUCCACCCCCCUUCCUGCCCUGGGUGUGGAGCGCCGGCCAGGUGUGGGCUUGGGUGGCUGGUUACCGCCUUUUGCCCUGGCGGCCGCGAGGAGGGGGGUGGGCGCUUUCUUUUUCUCUUGGAAGAGGGUUUUAGCGCAGGUUUUCUCGUUCUCACUUCCAACCCCACCUCGCCACCUCCCGACCCCCCUCUCCCCCCUCCCCACCUAUCGUCAUGACGGCGUCUCCCGAUUACUUGGUGGUGCUUUUUGGGAUCACUGCUGGGGCCACCGGAGCCAAGCUGGGUUCGGAUGAGAAGGAGCUGAUCCUGCUGUUAUGGAAAGUCGUGGAUUUGGCCAACAAGAAGGUGGGACAGUUGCACGAAGUACUAGUUAGACCGGAUCACUUGGAACUGACGGAGGAUUGUAAAGAAGAAACUAAAAUAGACGCCGAAAACCUGUCUUCCGCGCCGCAGCUGGACCAAGCCCUCCGACAGUUUAACCAGUCAGUGAGCAAUGAACUGAAUAUUGGGGUAGGGACUUCCUUCUGUUUGUGUACCGAUGGACAGCUUCAUGUCAGGCAGAUCUUGCAUCCCGAGGCUUCCAAGAAGAAUGUAUUACUACCUGAAUGCUUCUAUUCCUUUUUUGAUCUUCGAAAAGAAUUCAAGAAAUGUUGCCCUGGUUCACCUGAUAUCGACAAGCUGGACGUGGCAGCAAUGGUGGAGAGUCUCAACUUUGAGAAGAAUGACGCCGUCUCCCGAUACGGAGCCUCUCAGGUGGAAGACAUGGGGAACAUAAUUUUAGCAAUGAUCUCAGAGCCUUACAAUCACAGAUUUUCAGAUCCAGAGAGAGUAAACCACAAAUUUGAAAGUGGCACUUGCAGCAAGAUGGAACUCAUUGACGACAACACAGUGGUGAGGGCUCGAGGUUUGCCCUGGCAGUCUUCGGAUCAAGACAUCGCACGGUUCUUCAAAGGACUCAAUAUCGCCAAGGGAGGCGCAGCACUUUGUCUGAACGCUCAGGGGCGGAGGAAUGGAGAAGCACUGGUUAGGUUUGUAAGUGAGGAGCACAGAGACCUAGCGCUGCAGCGGCACAAACAUCACAUGGGGACCCGGUACAUCGAGGUUUACAAAGCAACAGGUGAAGAUUUUCUUAAAAUUGCUGGAGGGACGUCCAAUGAGGUAGCCCAGUUCCUCUCCAAGGAAAAUCAAGUCAUUGUCCGCAUGCGGGGGCUGCCCUUCACAGCCACAGCGGAAGAGGUGGUAGCCUUCUUCGGACAGCAUUGCCCCAUCACUGGAGGAAAGGAAGGCAUCCUCUUCGUCACCUAUCCAGAUGGCAGACCGACAGGAGAUGCUUUUGUGCUCUUUGCUUGUGAGGAAUAUGCUCAGAACGCCCUGCGGAAGCAUAAGGACUUGCUGGGUAAAAGAUACAUCGAGCUCUUCAGGAGCACGGCGGCGGAAGUUCAGCAGGUGCUGAACCGAUUCUCCUCAACGCCUCUGAUUCCACUUCCAACCCCUCCCAUUAUCCCAGUACUACCUCAGCAAUUUGUGCCCCCCACAAAUGUAAGAGACUGUAUACGUCUGAGAGGUCUUCCCUAUGCUGCCACAGUAGAGGACAUUCUGGACUUCCUGGGGGAGUUUUCCACAGAUAUUCGUACGCAUGGGGUUCACAUGGUAUUGAAUCACCAGGGACGCCCGUCAGGAGAUGCCUUUAUCCAGAUGAAGUCUGCAGACAGAGCGUUCAUGGCUGCACAGAAGUAUCAUAAAAAAACCAUGAAGGACAGAUACGUUGAAGUCUUUCAGUGUUCAGCUGAGGAGAUGAACUUUGUGUUAAUGGGGGGCACUUUAAAUCGAAAUGGCUUAUCCCCACCGCCAUGUAAGUUACCAUGCCUGUCUCCUCCCUCCUACACAUUCCCAGCUCCCACAGCAGUGAUUCCUACCGAAGCUGCCAUUUAUCAGCCGUCUCUGCUCUUCAGUCCACGGGCGCUGCAGCCCUCCACCGCAUACUACCCAGCAGGCACUCAGCUCUUCAUGAACUACACAGCGUACUAUCCCAGCCCCCCAGGUUCGCCUAAUAGUCUUGGCUACUUCCCUACAGCUGCUAAUCUUAGCAGUGUCCCGCCCCAGCCUGGCACGGUGGUCAGAAUGCAGGGCCUGGCCUACAAUACUGGAGUUAAGGAAAUUCUUAACUUCUUCCAAGGUUACCAGUAUGCAACCGAGGAUGGACUUGUACACACAAAUGACCAGGCCAGGACUCUACCCAAAGAAUGGGUUUGUAUUUAAGGGCCCAAGCAGUUAGAUCGUCCUCAGAAAAGAAGUGUUUGAAAGACGUAUGGUGAUCCUGAAACUAUCAGACAAGAAAACUUCGAGCAAUUUCAGGGGAUAUUUGUCUACACUCAGGCUGCAGUAUUUUCAGCCAACACAACUGGAUAGUAGGCCUGCGCCUCAACUUUUGGUGGAGUGAAAAAUGUUGAGCCAGUGAAACCAUAUCUUAAUAGCGAGUGGCAUGCACACACCUGGCUCCUUGCUGAGUGCAAAGAGGAAUUAAAAUGUGAAUUUGAAGUCAAUCGUCUCACUUCCAGCUAAAGUGGCAUCAAUUAUUUCCUCAGUUUAAGUCUUAGAUAAAACAUAUUCCACUGGUGUCCACCUUCCUCCAUUAACUGCUAUGGAAGCUUCAUUGUGUAUUCCCACUCGUCUAUCUCCCUUUUUUCUGUAAAAUAAAACCCUCUUGCUAACUAA
Messenger RNA from Peromyscus eremicus (cactus mouse), 2805 nucleotides. It is a transcript of the gene Esrp1, whose product is annotated as epithelial splicing regulatory protein 1. The transcript has 16 exons. Gene Ontology annotation, molecular function: mRNA binding. Bases 304 to 2349 code for a protein of 681 amino acids. Gene Ontology annotation, biological process: regulation of RNA splicing. Lineage: Eukaryota; Metazoa; Chordata; Mammalia; Rodentia; Cricetidae. Gene Ontology annotation, cellular component: nucleoplasm; ribonucleoprotein complex. The record is from RefSeq and is a predicted model, not a curated record.